ACAUCAGUCAACAACUUACCUCCUUAUUUGUUGCUGCUGAGUGCUGCCCCAUUUCUUCUCUCAUUCCUUCGGCUAUUUCGUCUACUCUGUCCCUAUCUAUCACCCUGCUGCUGUUAUCACUCUCUCUUCCGGGUCCUUCAAUAGACGGCUGUUCUCCACGACGAUGGUUCUGUUUCACAGUGACAUCUGAAGAGAGUACAGAAAAUGAAAACAACAAGAGAAGAUAAUAAUAUGGAGAGUGAGAAAGGUGCCCCAAAGCGGCGGAGAGUGAUUGAACAUGAUUCUCCUUCUGCAUCUCCUUCUCCACAAGUCAUUGAUAACCCACUUGUACCCUACAAUGACGCCGAUGAUGAAGAAGACGAUGAAAGAAGAGAAUAUAGUAACCUUAGUAGAGGAGGGGAAUAUGGACAAGGUGUAGCAGGGAAUGGCUAUCAAGGUCUGGAAGAAGAAGAAGAAGAAGAAGAAGAAGAAGAAGAUGAUGAUGAUGAUGAUGAUGGACAAGAAUCCAAUCAAGACAAGAGGAGGAGCCAAAUUGAGCCUCGUGAAGACUGCCCUUAUCUUGAUACAGUGAAUCGUCAGGUGUUGGAUUUUGAUUUCGAGAAAUUUUGCUCAGUCUCUUUAUCAAACCUGAAUGUAUAUGCGUGCUUGGUUUGUGGGAAAUAUUACCAAGGGAGAGGGAAGAAAUCCCAUGCAUACACUCAUAGCCUUGAAGCAGGACAUCAUGUCUACAUUAAUCUUCAGACUGAGAAAGUUUACUGCCUUCCUGAUGGAUAUGAAAUUAUUGACCCAUCACUGGAUGACAUACGGCAUGUUUUGAACCCAAGGUUUACUAGGGAUCAGGUUGAACAACUUGACAAAAACAGACAAUGGUCCAGGGCACUUGAUGGGUCUGAUUACCUUCCCGGAAUGGUGGGCCUGAAUAACAUUAAAGAGACUGAUUUUGUUAAUGUCACUAUUCAGUCUCUAAUGAGAGUUACACCCUUAAGAAAUUUCUUCCUUAUCCCUGAAAACUAUCAGCAUUGCAGAUCUCCUCUUGUUCAUCGCUUUGGAGAACUCACGCGGAAGAUAUGGCAUGCUAGGAACUUUAAAGGACAGGUGAGCCCGCAUGAGUUUCUCCAAGCAGUUAUGAAAGCCAGUAAAAAACGGUUUCGCAUAGGACAGCAGUCUGAUCCUGUGGAGUUCAUGGCAUGGCUUCUUAAUACACUACAUGCAGAUCUCAGAACUUUAAAGAAAAACAACAGCAUCAUUUACGAGUGCUUUCAGGGGGAGCUGGAAGUUGUAAAAGAGACUCCUAGCAAAGUUAUCACUGAUAAGAAGGAAAAUGGUGAUGACCAGAAUAGCAUUCAAAAAAGUACUGAUGGUGGGAAUGAACAUGAUGAUGUUGUCACAGAAACUUCUAGAAUGCCAUUCUUGAUGCUUGGACUAGAUUUGCCACCACCACCUCUAUUUAAAGAUGUGAUGGAAAAGAAUAUAAUACCCCAGGUUCCUCUGUUCAAUAUACUAAAGAAAUUUGAUGGUGAGACAGUGACUGAAGUUGUCCGCCCCCGUGUAGCCCGGAUGAAAUACCGAGUCACUAGAUUGCCACACUAUCUAAUACUUCACAUGCAACGGUUUAAAAAGAACAACUUCUUUAUUGAGAAAAAUCCAACCUUAGUCAACUUUCCUGUGAAGAACCUGGAACUGAAGGAUUAUAUACCUUUGCCAAUGCCUAAGGAGAAUGAGAGAUUGCGCUCAAAGUAUGAUUUGAUUGCCAAUAUUGUUCAUGAUGGAAAACCCAAGGAGGGAUUCUACAGAGUUUUUGUGCAGCGGAAAUCAGAGGAGCUAUGGUAUGAGAUGCAGGAUUUGCAUGUUUCUGAAACUCUGCCUCAAAUGGUUGCCCUAUCUGAGGCAUAUGUGCAGAUAUAUGAGCAGCAGCAGUAGCAUAGCAUUUAGAGGAAAUCUGUUUGUUAUCUGUAAUUAUAGGUACAAGAAUUUUAUUACUUCUACAAAUGGUUGCUAGGAGAUCAGAAUGAGAAGACUUGAGUUAGGGAAAAUAUUGAAUUUUGGUCGUGCCAAACUUUGAAGUUUCCUAUUUGGUGAAAGUGAAAGCAUCAUUAAUAGUAUUUUUUUUGACAUGGAAA
Molecule: messenger RNA, 2120 nt
Organism: Hevea brasiliensis (rubber tree)
Lineage: Eukaryota; Viridiplantae; Streptophyta; Magnoliopsida; Malpighiales; Euphorbiaceae
Exons: 10
Coding region: 205-1920 (571 amino acids)
Biological process (GO): mRNA processing; protein deubiquitination; spliceosomal complex assembly
Molecular function (GO): zinc ion binding; cysteine-type deubiquitinase activity
Source: RefSeq, a predicted model, not a curated record